Molecule: messenger RNA, 3369 nt
Organism: Coniosporium apollinis CBS 100218
Lineage: Eukaryota; Fungi; Ascomycota; Dothideomycetes
Exons: 6
Coding region: 1-3369 (1122 amino acids)
Molecular function (GO): protein binding
Source: RefSeq, a predicted model, not a curated record
AUGACAGAUCCAUUUUCGAUCGCUGGGAGUGCUGUCGGGGUUACUUCCCUUGGACUGACGGUCUGUCAAGGCCUCAUCCGCUAUUAUACAGCCUACUCAGCGUACGACGACGAUAUCGCCGAGACUGUCGGACUGAUACGUCGUCUUGAAGGCCUCUUCGUCCUGUUGAGGGAUGUGCUUCAAGGACUCCCUGCAGAACAGGCCCUCCUAGUUACCCAGGUGCAGAGCUGUAUGCAAUCGUCCGAAGGCCGUAUCAAGGCUUUAGAUACUCAUCUCGACAAAUGCCGCGCUACUCCCUCACCUGGUGGUUCGGUGAAGCUACAACAGUCGUGGAGAAGAGGGCUCUUUCCGUUCAGAAAGCCGGUCUUGAAUGCCUUGAGGGACAAUGUGGAGAGCUUGCGCAGCAACUUGGUGUUGGCGGUGGAAAUUCUCCAACUAGCCCUCAGUGGCCAGCAAUCUUCUGAUCUGGACCGUCUUCUGAAGGCCGCCGCGUCGACCGCAAAUGAUACUGUUGAGCUCCAACGUCGCCUGGCAGCCACAGGGACACAAGUAGACGAUCUUCAAGCAGAGUUCGCACCGGUGAAGAGCACAAUACUAGACAUUGCACCAGUGAUCCGCAACAAACUGCCGAGAGUAGAGGAAACCGGCUUGAGGCUGCUGGAAAAGGCCGACACACAUACGUCGGUACUAGAGGACGUUAGCUGCGCCGUUCAAUCUUUACACACCGGUUUCAACUCUCGCUUACCAAGUAUUGAGACGAAGAUUGAUCAGUUGCCUGAUCAAAUUCAGGAGCGUAUCCUGGUCACAUUCGAAACGUGUGUGCAGCAGCUCAUCCAUUCACGCUUGAUGCCGUCCGCCACCUCAGCUACAAGCUUAGAAGAAGUCGGUCGACUGGAGUCAGACAUGCAGGAAACCAGCCGGCACUUACUUCAGAGUCCCAGCUUCCUCAAGGAUACUUGCGACGCUGUCCAGCGAUCCAAUCCGGACUUCAUGGGUCGCAGCAGCAACACAACACUUUCGUCGUUCGGUGAGCCGCUCUGUAAUUGCAGAGCAGGUGUUCGAAGCCGCAACCAGAAAGGCUUAACGCGGUCAAUAACCAUCUUCCACUCCACAGAGGUCACACAUCGCCGCGACUGUCCCUGGUUCAGAACGGCAAAGCGUACCACGACGCUUGGACUGAGUCUGCCCUUCUCCGCGUACUGGCUGAACAAAAUAGUACAAUUUACUAUGACGGUCUCUAAGGGAGCUGGAGCGCUGUCAAUUAGUCCCGCCUUGAUCUUCCGUGCUACCGUCCCGUCCGACUCUCCUGCUUUCAAACUCGUAGAUAGUCUGUUUUAUAGAGGUCGCCGUCAACUCACAUGUGUGGAUUUCAAAAACACCAUACGGCAACUAGGAAGGCUUUUCCAGGAGGACGGGGCCUCGCCAGGUGAUGUAGAGGAUGUGAAUGGAGAGACCUUGCUGACAUAUGCUCUCUCAGCCUGCUCUUCCGCCUCUAUGGUCGAGCGCUGGGAACGCGACGUCUUUGAAAGCUAUCGUGAGUUCCUUCUGGAGUUAAUUCGUAUAGGUGUACCGCUUGACGCUGUAGAUUCACAUGGAAGGAGUGUAUUGGAUAAUCUUUUCGUCAGCUACACGGCCCCUUACUGGCUUACUAGGGCCGACGGUGAAUAUGAUCUGUCGCGCAUAUACUCUAUCGCCAACUCGCUGCGUGAUCGGGGGGCGGACUGGGUCAAUUGCCAUGCUUGGCGUGGUAGCCCUGUAGAUGCUUUGCAUGUUGCUGAUUGGCUCGCAAGAUUUGAAGAUAUGGCAGAAGUCGCGCAGUGCGGGAAGCUUAGUACAGCAAUCCUCUCGAGGUCCUCGGAUGAAGUAAGACGACUGCUUCGCCGCUUUCCAGCUCCACUCCAUGAGCGCGACGCACUUGGGUUUACGCCCCUUCACCUAGCCGCUGAUCAGCCUGAGCUGUUAGCUCUGCUACUUGACUCAGGUUUUAAAGCGGUUCUUGACACGAAGGAUGAGUUCGGAUACCCUCCCGUUUUUCAUGCUAGCGCUCGCAACAACUUGCCGGCAUUGCGGCUUCUUCUCGAUGCUGACUGCGCACUCAACGUCAAUAUCUUGGAUACAGCGAUCGAGGACUCCUGGCACGAUGACGUCCUUCACCUGCUAAUCGAUACGUUGGCGGACAGACGAAAACGCCUCUCAGAGUUUACCUUGGAACACUUGGGAUCCGCCUCCCAGGAGCAGCUGUGGCAGCUUAACCUGCAGAGCCAUACAGUUCUCGACCGACAAGCAUACGAUGUUUGUCAAGCUCUGGACGUAGUCGGUAUUCCUAUCCCGGCCGCAAUUAAAUGUUCCGGGCUCGGAACGACUGUCUACCAUGGUCGGUUUAAUUACCAUGGUAGAGAGGCAUUUGAGGAAUAUCUAGCGGAUAAAAUCUACGAAGCGGGCUUUCAUGAUAUCGACAGUCCGGAUUGCGAUGGUUGGACACCUCUAUCUUAUACACUUUUCGGUGAUCUUAGGAGAUCGUUGGAUACAAUCAGAUUCGUCUUUUGGCUAUUGGAGAAAGGCGCAAGCUUGACUCGACGUCUGCCAGACUGCUCCGGAGCGGAUGUUGAAGAACAGUCGACUGUGAGGCCGUGGACCACCGCUGCACAUGUAAUUGGAUCAGGCUUGGGCAGGGGAUUGGCCCGCCAUGUGAACAACCGGCUCGUCUACAGAAUCGAAAACAGAGCAGCUGUCCCAGGAUUGUAUCUCGGUAAUGACGUAGAACGCCUACUUGCCAUCAUUUUAAGGCCGAGCAUCUUCGACACAUGUCGAUGCGCGUGUUCAACGAGCGGUUGCAGUCCUGCAGCAAAUCUCAUGAACGGUUUCAUAAUCGGCCUGAAACUCGGCAGUAAACUCUACAUUAGACCGCUUCGAGACUUCGAACUUUCUUUGACCGAGAUGCUUGUUACUGCAGGUGGAAUGGACAAGAAGACUUCAGCGAGGGUUGCUCUCGAGCUGAUCCGUCUAAAGACAUUUGAAGAGUUAGAGCUUACACACACUUGCUGUAAGGGAGAGAUCUACUACUUGCGGCAGAGUCAACCUCCCAUGCCGGACGAGACUGAGAUCGACGAGAUCCAGGAGGAGCAGCGCAUCUUUAUCGCGCAGCUGGAAGAUCUUGUAGCGGAAUUCAGCUUUGAGUUCGAGAAGCGGCAAGAACCACUCCUAGAAUUCUUGGACGGCUACUGGACAGAAAGAAUGAAGGAGGUACUGGCCGAGCCGUACUCAUCCGAUGAAGAGGCAAUUAGGCAAAUCGAGGAACUUGGUGUCAAGAUUCAAAGGCAGACUAUCGGGGGCACAUCUGCUCAAACACUUCCAGGAUCACACGAUUGA